Messenger RNA from Acanthosepion pharaonis, 3435 nucleotides. NCBI's taxonomy places the organism in Eukaryota, Metazoa, Mollusca, Cephalopoda, Sepiida, Sepiidae. The record is from the annotation of a GenBank genome assembly.
AUGUAUCUGGAAUUACUUCUGUUUCUCUUUCUUUUCUUUUUCUUUAAAUUCUUUUUCUCCUCCCCUAUUAAACCAUCUCGCUUCCUCACAACACACCCUCAAAAUCCAGACCCAUUAACUCUAUAUCCCUCACUUUUUUUCCCUCCUAACCCCACAUUCUGUCUCCUCUUUCUCAAUCCACCUUCCAACCUCUUUCCACAUCAGCUCCUAUCUAUGAGGAUGAAGCUGGCUGGCGCCAAUCAUGUCUUCAUUCUUUCUCGGCCACAUUUUUUAUUCCCUCCUAUUCAGUUUCAUUCUUUCUCGGCCACAUUUUUUAUUCCUCCUAUUCAGUCUUCAUUCUUUCUUUUUCAUUCCCUCCUACAAAGGCUUCAUUCUUCUCAGUCAAUUUUUUAUUCCCUCCUCAUUCUUUUCUCGGCUUUUUCCCCUCCUACAAAGGCUUCAUUCUUUUCAUUUUUUUAUUCCUCCUAUUCAGUCUUCAUUCUUUCUCGGCCGUUUUUCAUUCCCUCCCUAUUUCAUUCUUCAUUCUUUUUUAUUCCCUCCUAUUCAGUCUUCAUUCUUUCUCAGUCACAUUUUUUAUUCCCUCCUAUUCAGUCUUCAUUCUUUCUCAGUCACAUUUUUUAUUCCCUCCUAUUCAGUCUUCAUUCUUUCUCGGCCACGUUUUUCAUUCCCUCCUACAAAGGCUUCAUUCUUUCUCAGUUUUUUUUAUUCCCUCCUAUUCAGUCUUCAUUCCUUUCUCAGUCACAUUUUAUUCCCCUAUUCAGUCUUCAUUCUUUCUUUCGGCCACGUUUUUUCAUUCCCUCUCCUACAAAGUUUUCUUUCUCAGUCACAUUUUUAUUCCUCCUAUUCAGUCUUCAUUCUUUCUCAGCCACGUUUUUUCAUUUUCAUUCCUCCUUUUUUAUUCCUCCUAUUCAGUCUUCAUUCUUUCCUAUUCAGUCUUCAUUUCUUUUUUUUUUUCCUCCUAUUCAGUCUUCAUUCUUUCUCACCAUUCCCUUCUCAUUCUUUCUCAGUCACAUUUUUUAUUCCCUCCUAUUCAGUCUUCAUUCUUUCUCGGCCACGUUUUUCAUUCCCUCCUACAAAGGCUUCAUUCUUUCUCAGUCACAUUUUUUAUUCCCUCCUAUUCAGUCUUCAUUCUUUCUCGGCCACGUUUUUCAUUCCCUCCUAUUUUCUUUCUCAGUCCAUUUUUUUAUUCCUCCUAUUCAGUCUUCAUUCUUUCUCAUGCGGCAUUCCCUCCUACAAAGGCUUUUUUCUCAGUCACAUUUUUUUAUUCCUCCUAUUCAGUCUUCAUUCCUUUUCUCUUCAUUCUUUCUCAGUCACAUUUUUUUAUUCCUCCUAUUCAGUCUUCCCUUUUUCUCGGCCACGUUUUUCAUUCCCUCCUACAAAGGCUUCAUUCUUUCACAUUUUUUUAUUCCUCCUAUUCAGUCUUCAUUCUUUCUCAUUUUUUUAUUCCCUCCUAUUCAGUCUUCAUUCUUUCUCAGUCACAUUUUUUAUUCCCUCCUAUUCAGUCUUCAUUCUUUCUCGGCCACGUUUUUCAUUCCCUCCUACAAAGGCUUCAUUCUUUCUCAGUCACAUUUUUUAUUCCCUCCUAUUCAGUCUUCAUUCUUUCAUUCUUUUUCUCAGUCACAUUCAGUUUUUUUUCGGCCGUUUUUCAUUCCCUCCUACAAAGGCUUCAUUCUUUCUCAGUCACAUUUUUAUUCAGUCUUCCUUUCUCGGCCACGUUUUCAUUCCCUCCUUUCAUUCUUUCUCCCUCCUAUUCAGUCUUCAUUCUUUCUUUCCUAUUCAGUCUUCAUUCUUUCUCAGUCAUUUUUUUAUUCCUAUUCAGUCUUUUUUUCAUUCCUUUCAUUCUUUCUCAGUCAUUUUUAUUCCUCCUUUCAGUCUUCAUUCUUUUUUUCAUUCCCUUACAAAGGCUUCAUUCUUUCAGUCACAUUUUUUUCCUCCUAUUCAGUCUUCAUUUUUCUCGGCCACGUUUUUUCAUUCCCUCCUACAAAGGCUUCAUUCUUUCUCAGUCAUUUUUUAUUCCUCCUAUUCACUGAGAAUUCUUUCUCAUUCACAUUUUUUAUUCCCUCCUAUUCAGUCUUCAUUCUUUCUCAGUUUUUUAUUCCCUCCUAUUCAGUCUUCAUUUUUUUCUCGGCCACGUUUUUCAUUCCCUCCUACAAAGGCUUUCAUUCUUUUCUCAGUUCCUUCAUUCUUUCUCGGCCGUUUUUUUCAUUCCCUCCUACAAAGGCUUCAUUCUUUCUCAGUCACAUUUUUUAUUCCCUAUUCAUUUUUUAUUCCUCCUAUUCAGUCUUUUCUUUCUCAUCCUUUUUCCCUCCUACAAAGGCAUUCUUUUUUUUUUUAUUCCCUCCUUUCAGUCUUCAUUUUUUCCCAUUCCCUUAUUCUUUCUCAGUCAUUUCCCUCCUAUUCAGUCUUCAUUCUUUCUCAUACGUUUUCAUUCCCUCCUUGAAAGGCUUCAUUCUUUCUCAGUCACAUUUUUUAUUCCCUUUUCAGUCUUCCUUUCUCAGUCCCUCCUAUUCAGUCUUUAAAUUUUUUAUUCCCUCCUAUUCAUUUUUCUUUCUCGCAUUCCAUUCAUUCUUUCUCAGUCACAUUUUUAUUCCUCCUAUUCAGAUUCUUUCCCCCACGUUUUUCCCCUCCUAUUCUUUCCUCAUUUUUAAAUUUUUCAUUUCAUUCUUUCUCUUUUUUUCAUUCCCUCCUUUCAUUCUUUCUCAACCUCCUAUUCAAAAAUUGGCAUUCUUUCUCAGUCACAAUUCCCUCCUAUUCAGUCUUCAUUCUUUCUCAUUUUUUCAUUCCCUCCUACAAAGGCUUCAUUCUUUCUCAGUCACAUUUUUUAUUCCCUCCUAUUCAGUCUUCAUUCUUUCUCGGCCACGUUUUUCAUUCCCUCCUACAAAGGCUUCAUUCUUUCUCAUUUUUUUUGAUAUUCAGUCUUCUUCUUUGGAACUUCUUUCUCAGAUUUUUUUUCCCAUUCAGUCUUCAUUCUUUCUCGGCCAUUUCUUCAUUCUUUCUCGUUCCAUUUUUCAGUCCUUCCUGCUCAGUCUUCAUUCUUUCUCGCCACGUUUUUCAUUCCCCCUACUUUCUUUCAAUGAUUUUCAUUCUUUCUUAGUCACAUUUUUUGUUUCCUCCUACUUCCUCUUCAUUCUUAUUCACCAUAUUUUUCAUUUUCUCCUACUUUGUCUUUAUUUAUUGUCUUUUUCAUCAAAUUUUUUCAUAUUUUUUCUCAUUAUUAUUUCUUUCCUUUUUUUGCCAACCACAAAAUUUUAUCUAAUUCUUUUUCUGUUCCCUUAUUUUAAUCCCCACUUUCUCUAUCCUCAUUCCUUUUUUACUACAUUCUUUUUCAUUCCCCUUUCUUCUUUAUUCAUUCUUUCUUCCUUUUAUAUCAUUGUCUUUUUCUUCAAAGUUUUUCCCUUUUCCUUACUUCUGCUUAUUCUUUCUGCUCUAUGUUGA